GAUGGUGUUCAUCUGGUGCAUUGGUAGAACUAAUAAAGGAAUGCAAACUCACAAUUAGAAAAACUCCUUCCAACAACACAACAGGACCAAAACAAAGUACUAACAUUCAGAGCAUUAAUAUUCGAGGAAAUCAAUCAACACACCUUUGCCACCAUUCAACUGGCAUGCACCAAAAAUCACAAUACUGCCCAGCACACAUCUUUCAUUAUUAA
Molecule: messenger RNA, 212 nt
Organism: Racocetra persica
Lineage: Eukaryota; Fungi; Glomeromycota; Glomeromycetes; Diversisporales; Gigasporaceae
Source: the annotation of a GenBank genome assembly